This is a messenger RNA of Rodentolepis nana, 609 nucleotides long. The record is from the annotation of a GenBank genome assembly. Lineage: Eukaryota; Metazoa; Platyhelminthes; Cestoda; Cyclophyllidea; Hymenolepididae.
AUGUAUGUUCAAUUUUUAGGGGUAGGAGAUCGUCAUCUUGGAAACUUCCUCCUCGACAAAUCAUCAGGUGCCUUGACUGGCAUUGAUUUUGGAUAUGUGUUUGGAGUUAGCCUCAGCCUUCCAUCACCCGAAUAUGUUCCUAUUCGACUAACCUCCAGUCUUCGAGAACUCCUUGAACCUUCCGGGCCAGCAGGACUCUUCGGUUCCAUACUUAGUCGAACCCUCGCAUCUCUUCGGUACAAUUAUGGUCUCUUUCUGUCCACUAUACAGACUUUCAUCAAAGAUAAGUCUACUACUGAUUGGUCGGUAUUUAGCGAACGCUACAACCAAUCGCAAGAAGAAUAUCGACGUUCUCGCCUAUCACUGAUCCGUCGCAAGUUGAUUGGUCAUUGCCCAGCUGAGGUCCUCGUUGAUGAUUUGCGAGCACGUUUUGGUCCUCAGGAAUGGUUCAAUCGAUUCGAGAUGAUAGUUAGGUCUUCAGUUGUAGAUGAUGUCACUAACUUGAAAGGAGCGCUUCCCCCAAAUGAACAGACCAGACGGCUGGUCUGCUUGAGCACUUGUCCUGAAUUGCUGGCGAGAAUGCAUUCGGGUUGGAAUGCUGCUAUGUAG